AUGCUACCAAUGGAAGGCCACCUUCAUAAAUACUCUGAAUCACCCGCUCUUACUGCCUUCGAAUCAGGCGACCUUUCCUCCGGCUCCCUCCUCCUCUUCAUCGGCGGCCUAACAGACGGCUACCUCACUGUCGGCUUCAUCCCGACGCUCGCAGAAUGGUGCAAUAGCAGAAACUGGGCAUUCGCGCAAGUUCAUUUGAGUACGAGUUAUGGUGGGUAUGGCGUUGGCGGGUUAGAUGGGGAUGUAGAGGAGAUCGAGCGGUGUGUCAAGUAUUUUGGGCAUGAGGUUGGGAAGAGGAGGAUUGUGCUUGUCGGACAUUCGACAGGGUGUCAAGACAUCAUACAUCUACUCCUAACAAAGGGCGAGGGGCUUCCGGAGGUACUGAAGGGAGUGGUAUUGCAGGCGCCCGUGUCGGAUCGGGAAUAUAUUGCGUCGCAGAUGAAGCAAGAGGUGUAUGAUGGAUACGUGGAGUUGGCGCGGACGAUGAAGGCUGUUGAAGAUGGGCAGGAGAUCAUGCCGAGGAAGGUUUGUGAUGUUAUUGGUGGUGCGCCGAUUACUGCGGACAGGUUUUGGUCGCUGGCAGCGAAGGGGGGUCAGGAUGACUAUUUCUCUUCUGAUCUGGAGAAGGAUGAGAGGCCUUGGUCGAGGUUACCCGAGGACAUGCCAUUAUUGGCAGUUUAUAGCGACGAAGAUGAAUACGUCCGGGAACAAGUCGACAAGCAGAUGCUAUUGGAUACAUGGAAGAAAGACUGCCCAAGUGACGCGACAUUCGUGCUCCUACCUCGGGCACGUCAUGACAUUGGUGAAGAAGGAUCAGAACAAGUCAAAACCUUUUUGCAACAUCUCGAGACAUUCGUAGAUAAAAUCUAG
Molecule: messenger RNA, 870 nt
Organism: Saitoella complicata NRRL Y-17804
Lineage: Eukaryota; Fungi; Ascomycota; Saitoellomycetes; Saitoellales; Saitoellaceae
Product: DUF1749-domain-containing protein
Exons: 2
Coding region: 1-870 (289 amino acids)
Source: RefSeq, a predicted model, not a curated record